CUCAACCUAAACUAAAGGCUAAAGCCCUCUAUGGCAAUUCCAAGCUCCCAAUUGCGCGCCGGAGCAUCUGCGUUGGUACGAAUUUUCUCUCCCAAACCUAGAACGCCGCCGCAGCAGCAGGAGCUCAAUUUGUUUAAGAGAUUGUCUGCAGUGGGAUAUACCGAUGGAGAGGUGGCGACUGCCAUUGAUGACUACACAAAGGAGGGGGGAAAAUUCGUCAAGAAAGCUGAGCUCGAUCAGUAUAUCAAGGCCUUCCGCAGAUUCAAACGAUACCGCCACAUUCUUGAGGUUGGGGAGUGGAUGGCUCAAAAGUUUGUCUUGAAGCCCAAAGAUAAUGCGAUUCAUCUUUGGGCGAUUGCAAAAGUUAAGGGCAUAGCUGCAGCUGAAAAUUACUUCAACGACCUGCCUCCAUCUAGUAGGGUGAGGUGCACUUACGAAAAACUUCUAAAUUGCUACUGUACUGAGAAGAUGGAUGAUAAAGCAUUAGAUCUCUUCAAAAAAAUGACUGAGCAAAACAUGAUACACACACCUGUGCCUUUUAACCAUCUUAUGAUGAUGCAUAUACGGUUGGGGGAGCCAGAAAAGGCGAUACGCUUGGGGGAAGAACUGAAGAAGGCGAAUAUUGAGCCCAACACAUCAACAUGCAACUUGUUGAUGAGCAGCUAUUCGUAUUUGAAUGAUUUCGAGGGAGUGGAAAGAGUUUUGAAGGAGAUGACAGUAGAGAACAGCAAGCUAGUUAACUGGACGACAUAUAGUAACUUGGCAAACAUCUACGUCCAAGCUGGAGACCAUGAAAAAGCUAGGAUGGCUCUGAAAGCUCUUGAGAAGGAGAUUGGUGGCCAUGAACGUGCUGCAUACAAUUUCAUGAUAAGCAUAUAUGCUCGAAUGGGUGAUCUUGACAAUGUCCAUCGUGUUUGGAAGUCUCUUAAGUCAGGCUGUAACGUGAUCUGGAACAUGAACUAUAUAACCAUGAUCCGAACUCUAGAUAAUCUCAAUGAUAUCGAUGGGUUGAAGGAAUGCUUCGAGGAAUGGGAGAAAGUUUGCUCCAAUUAUGAUGCUAGGUUGCCCAGUACAGUCAUUGGAGCUUAUCUGAGGCAUGACAGGCUUGAAGAAGCCGAGUCAGUUCUUCAGAGCAUGCUCGGCAAAUCAAAAGGUCAUUUCUUCUAUGCCUGUGAAACGUUGGUGAAUUUCUACUUGAAAAGGCAUGGUGUGAAGCAGGCUAUGAAGAUCAUGGAAAAAGCUACGUCCGAAGCUGUCAACCACGGGUGGAAACCUAGGCAAGACACUAUAGAUGGAUUCUUGGACUGCUUCAAGUUAGAGAGGGAUGUAAAGGGCGCUGAGGAAUUAUACAAGUUGAUGAAGAGGAUAAACUGUGUCAACGACCAUUUUUACGAGAUGUUGCUUCAGAUUUACUCUGACGCGGGGCAAAAAUUACACAAUGUACGUGAAAGGAUCAAGAGAGAUGGAGUUGAAAUAAGCAGUGAGCUUGAGGACUUGGUCGCGAGCGUUUCCUCUUGAAUGAAAAUUCGUGGCAAAUAAGUUUUUUUUGAAAAGCAUCCCCUCUGAAUUUUGUGGAGAAACUUUUUGGUAAUUGUCAUCAUUUUGUAUGUGGAAUAUGAGACGCAAUAUAUAUGCUUAAACUAGUUGGCCAAA
Messenger RNA from Salvia hispanica, 1653 nucleotides. Its product is annotated as pentatricopeptide repeat-containing protein At1g02370, mitochondrial-like. Gene Ontology annotation, cellular component: mitochondrion. Gene Ontology annotation, molecular function: protein binding. The record is from RefSeq and is a predicted model, not a curated record. NCBI's taxonomy places the organism in Eukaryota, Viridiplantae, Streptophyta, Magnoliopsida, Lamiales, Lamiaceae.